AGAGAAGUUAAGUGACUUGUCCAGGGACACACAGCAGAUCAGUUAGCAGAGCCAGAAGGCUAUAUUCGUUACCAUGAUAUUGCUGAUUGCAUUUGGAGUCUUGCUUCAAGAAGUUUUAGUGAAUAGCCAAGAAGAAACACCUACGGAAGUUGAACCCAUUCCAAGAGAACCAUUAUAUAACUACAAAAACCUUAACUUGCCAGAAGAGCACAUUCCUUACUUUUUGCACAGUAAUCGGCAUAUUGCCAUGGCCUGCAAGCAAGACUCGCACUGUCCAUAUAAAAAACAUCUGGCAUAUUUAAAAUCCUGUUGGGGCUAUGAGAAAUCAUGCAAGUCAGAGUUCAGGUUUGGAUAUCCCAUUUGCAAUUAUGUUGAUGUGGGAUGGACAGACAGCAUUGAAUCAGCUCAGGAGAUAUUCUGGAGGCAGGCUGAUUUUGGUUAUGCCAAGGAAAGACUGAAUGAAAUGCGGACUUUAUGCCAACCCGUGGAAGCAGGAGAUUCAUGGCUAGCCUGCUCACGUUAUCUUCAGCAUUGCAGAGCAACAAACUUAUACAUUGAUUUAAGAACAGCAAAGAGAAAUCAUGACAGAUUUAAAGAGGAUUUUUUCCAGAGUGGGCAAAUCGGAGGUCAUUGCAUCCUUGAUGUUCACACAUUAAUGUCUGAAGGGCAAUGCAAAAGCCCUCUGCAAUCUUGGUUUGCAGAACUACAGGCUUAUACACCGCUUGGUUUCAGACCUAUAGAAGAUGGAAAAUGUGACAUUGUUAUUGAAAAGCCAACAUACUUAAUGAAAUUGGAUGCAGGUGUUAACAUGUAUCACCAUUUCUGUGAUUUUAUCAAUCUUUACAUUACUCAGCAUGUUAACAAUUCAUUCAGUACAGAUGUCAACAUCGUCAUGUGGGACACUAGUUCCUAUGGAUAUGGUGACCUCUUCAGCGAAACCUGGAAGGCAUUUACUGACUAUGACAUUAUACAUUUGAAAACAUAUGAUUCUAAACGGGUAUGUUUUAAAGAAGUGGUCUUUUCAUUACUUCCCCGAAUGAGAUAUGGGUUGUUUUAUAAUACACCAUUGAUAUCUGGAUGUCAAAAUACAGGAUUAUUUAGGGCAUUUUCUCAGCAUGUACUGCACAGAUUAAACAUCACACAAGCAGGACCCAAGGAAGGAAAAAUUCGAAUCACCAUCCUUGCACGUAGUACAGAAUACCGGAAGAUACUGAACCAAGAUGAGCUUGUGAAAGCACUGAAAACAGUAUCUGCAUUUGAUGUCCAGGUAGUGGAUUACAAGUACAAAAAACUUGGGUUUUUAGAUCAGUUGAGAAUCACACACAACACAGAUAUAUUUGUUGGCAUGCACGGAGCUGGCCUCACCCAUCUACUUUUCCUGCCAGACUGGGCUACUGUUUUUGAACUAUACAAUUGUGAAGAUGAACGCUGUUAUUUAGACUUAGCUAGACUGAGAGGAAUUCAUUAUGUCACCUGGCAAAAAAAGAACAAAAUCUUUCCUCAAGAUAAGGGUCAUCACCCAACUCUAGGAGAACACCCCAAGUUUACCAACUACUCCUUUGAUGUGGAAGAGUUUAUGUAUCUUGUACUCCAAGUGGCAGACCAAGUAACUCAACAUCCAAAGUGGCCGUUUAAGAAGAAGCGGGAUGAAUUAUAGAUCAUAUCUCGUUUAUUUUUUAAGAAAUCAUUUAUCAAUUUCACUGGAGUCAAAAGGACCUAAAUGGUAUCACGAUUCAGUUGAUAUGUCACAACUGAGUCCUUAUAUUUGCCAAAGCAUACUUCCAGAAUUUGGAGCUAUAUUGUGUCUGUGAUUGAUAGUUGAUUGAUUCUUCAAUCAGAAAACUUACCACAGAUGGCAGACCCCCAGUCUUCUGAUUCCUAAGAGCAAUGCUCUUUGCACUGGACCAACAAGGCUAAAAAGAAGUCGGCAGUGUAAUUGAAUUGAAAAAGUGAAACUUCAACUAUAACAUUUCAGUCAUUCAUUUAAUCGUAUUUAUUGAGCACUGUACUAAGCAUUCGGGAGGGUACAAUAUAGCAGUAAACAGGCACAUUCCCUGUCCACAAUGAGCUUAGAGUCCAGAGGAUGAAUUUAUGAUAGCAGUUUUAUCCAAUUUAUGAUGCUCAAUCCUGUGGCCAGAAAUAGAUAAUUCAUUUUAUGGCAAAAUUAGAAAAUAUUUAGAAUUAGUAUCAACAGUAUUUGAAUGCCUACUGUGUGCUGAGCACUAUACUGAGUGCAUUACAGCAUAUAAAUCCUUGAUUGUCCUGACUACAGAUACUUUGUUUGUGUAUGUGUAUGUAUGUAUGUAUGUAUUUUCUAGUUUUGUGUUGCCCAACCACAAAGAAGCUGUUGUUUUUUAAGGGUCAUAAACACAUUAUUAGGGGUUGAGCAUAUUUAUUAUCGCAACUGUACUGUCAAAGCUGAACUAUUUUUUAUCAGUAUUUUUCAUGUAGUUCCGCUACAACUUUAAAUUGUAUGAUAAGAAUCUCAACAUAUUGGUUACACUGUUUAAAAAUAUCACUACCGUUCUUAGUGUAGAAUGUUAAGAAAUUACCAGGAGGAGUAUUUACCUGAAACAAAGUUGCAGUUUGGCAGAACUUGAUUUUAAAAAUUCUAAAUCUAAAAAAAACACAGUUUCUGUAUUUGUAUUCUUACCUUAUUUGAAAAAGUUUUUAAGAGCAUGCGAUCCUGUAAAAGAAGCAGUAAUUUUCAGAAAAUGAAAAUUGAGAGAAAACUAUUUAAUGGUUGCAAUUUGCACGGACACUUUUUAAGAUAGAAGUAAAUUUUUUAUGACCAGGAAGAUACCAUGUAAAAAGACACUAUUAAUGUGGUAAAUUUUUAUAUGAGCUGACGUAUUAUGUCAUUUUCAACAUAUUUUUAAAGUGUGAAUUCUUUUAUUAAUCAAGUUCUUGAAGUGCACCAGUUAAUGUUGUGAAUGGACUGUACUCAUCUUGAUGUAUAUUUUUAAUGUGGUAUUGAAAUAAAUCUUUUUGCAUUUUAUUCAAAUGAUGGAAUUAUUAGUAAAGGAUUUUGAAUGAUCUCAA
Messenger RNA from Ornithorhynchus anatinus (platypus), 3042 nucleotides. It is a transcript of the gene EOGT, whose product is annotated as EGF domain specific O-linked N-acetylglucosamine transferase. Gene Ontology annotation, cellular component: endoplasmic reticulum lumen. Gene Ontology annotation, molecular function: protein N-acetylglucosaminyltransferase activity. The record is from RefSeq and is a predicted model, not a curated record. NCBI's taxonomy places the organism in Eukaryota, Metazoa, Chordata, Mammalia, Monotremata, Ornithorhynchidae. The transcript has 16 exons. The coding region runs from base 74 to 1657 and encodes 527 amino acids.